AUGUCUGAGAUUGUGCGCUUCGAAAAAGAUCUUCAAAAGCCAGAGUUAGAUGACCGAUCUUAUCGGGUAAUUCGUCUGCCAAAUCAGCUAGAAGCGCUCUUGGUACAUGACCCAGAUACAGAUAAGGCGAGCGCUGCCGUCAACAUCAAUGUUGGCAACUUCUCCGAUGAAGAUGAUAUGCCAGGAAUGGCCCAUGCCGUAGAGCAUCUCUUAUUUAUGGGCACAGAGAAGUACCCUGUCGAGAACGCAUACAAUCAAUAUCUCACUGCCCACUCCGGCUCCUCCAAUGCCUACACCGCGGCCACCGAAACCAACUACUUCUUCGAGGUCUCCGCUACCGGCGAUUCAAGUGAGCCAAAAUCGACUGGACAGAACACUCCUGCCGACUCGGCCAAUGGAACCAAUGGGACAGUCGGUGAAGGUGUAUCCGCUUCGAACCGGGAUUUGAAGGACAAAUCUCCCCUCUAUGGGGCUUUGGAUCGAUUUGCCCAGUUCUUUAUUGCCCCUCUCUUUCUUGAGUCGACAUUAGAUCGGGAGCUGCGGGCAGUGGAUUCUGAAAACAAGAAGAACCUCCAGAGUGACCUUUGGCGCUUGAUGCAGCUGAACAAAUCUCUGUCAAAUCCGAAGCAUCCCUAUCACCAUUUCUCUACUGGUAACCUGCAAACCCUUAAAGAGGACCCGCAGAAACGCGGUUUGGAAGUCCGUAGCAAGUUCAUUGAGUUCUACAAAAAACACUACUCGGCCAAUCGCGCCAAGCUGGUCGUCCUGGGUAGGGAGAGCUUGGACACUUUGGAAGAAUGGGUUUCAGAGCUUUUCAAAGAUGUUAAGAAUCAAGAUCUGCUCCAGAACCGUUGGGAUGAUGUGCAGCCCUUCUCGGAGGCCGACAUGUGUACUCAGGUUUUUGCGAAGCCCGUGAUGGAUUCACGGUCCAUGGACAUGUACUUCCCGUUCUUGGACGAGGAGAACAUGAAUGAUACUCAGCCGAGUCGGUACAUUAGCCACCUUAUUGGCCACGAAGGCCCAGGAAGCAUUCUUUCCUACCUGAAAGCCGAGGGUUUGGCCAAUGGUCUCUCUGCAGGUGCCAUGCCCAUCUGCCCGGGCUCUGCUUUCUUUACCAUCUCGGUUCGCCUGACCCCCAAGGGUCUGAAGCUGCACCAGGAGGUGGCAAAGACAAUUUUCGAGUACAUCGCCAUGAUCAAGGAGGGUGAGCCAGAUGAAAAGAUCUUCACGGAAAUGAAGAACCUGGCAGAGGUGGAUUUCCGAUUUAAGCAGAAGACUCCUGCAAGCCGCUUCACCAGCCGACUAAGCAGUGUCAUGCAGAAGCAAUUGCCUCGCGAAUGGCUUCUCAGUGGAUCUCUCCUGCGGAAAUUUGACUCGGACCUGAUCAAGAAGGCCAUGUCGUAUCUUCGUGCUGAUAACUUCCGACUUAUCAUUGUAUCUCAAGAGUAUCCCGGUGAUUGGGACCAGAGGGAGAAGUGGUAUGGUACUGAAUACAAAGUGGAGAAGAUUCCCGUGGACUUCCUGACUAGCCUCCAGAAGGCCCUGGAAUCCACCAAGGAAACUCGCAACAAAAAGUUGCACAUGCCUCACCCCAACCUUUUUGUACCAGAUUCCGACUCUUUAUCGGUGGAGAAAAAGGAAGUUGCAGAGCCAGCCAAGACACCUAAGCUGAUUCGCAACGAUGAUCGUGUGCGUCUUUGGUACAAAAAAGACGACCGUUUUUGGGUUCCUAAAGGAACAAUCUAUGUUACUCUACGCAACCCGUUGGUGUGGGCGACGCCUGCGAACCUGAUAAAAACCAAACUUUACUGUGAGCUGGUACAGGAUUCUUUGGAUGAAUACUCAUAUGAUGCGGAGCUUGCCGGCUUGGAUUACCAUCUGGCCGCAAACAUCCUAGGCUUGGAUAUUUCUGUAGGUGGUUAUAACGACAAAAUGUCUGUUCUACUGGACAAGGUCCUGUUAACGAUGCGCGAUCUGGUUGUCAACGAAGACCGCUUUGACAUCAUCAAAGAGCGCCUGACUCGGGCCUUCCGUAACGCUGAGUACCAGCAACCCUACUACCAAGUUGGCGACUAUACUCGUUACCUGCUGUCGGAGCGCAGCUGGCUCAAUGAGCAAUAUAUCGAAGAAUUGGAGCACAUCAAAGCUGAAGAUAUUACCAAUUUCUUUCCCCAGCUCUUCGCGCAAACACACAUCGAAGCUCUGGCUCACGGCAACCUAUACAAGGAGGAUGUGCUGCGUAUGACAGAUUCCGUUGACAAGAUCCUCAAGGGCCGCGCUUUGCCACGAUCACAGUGGUACUUGCGCCGCAACAUGCUCAUGACCCCGGGUAGCAACCUUGUCUACCCGCGGGAACUGAAGGACCCGGCCAAUGUCAAUCACUGUAUCGAGUACUACCUAUACAUUGGUCUUUUCUCUGACGACAUUUUGAGGUCGAAGCUGCAGCUCUUCUCUCAGCUGACGGAUGAGCCGGCCUUCGACCAACUGCGCAGUAAGGAGCAGCUCGGAUACGUGGUGUGGAGUGGUUCCCGUUACAACGCCACGACUAUGGGCUACCGUGUGAUCAUCCAGAGUGAGCGCACUGCCCAGUACCUCGAAUCCCGCAUCGAGUCGUUCCUGGGCGCAUUCGGCCCGACCCUUGAGAACAUGUCGGACGAGGAGUUCGAAGGCCACAAGCGCAGUGUCAUCAACAAGCGGCUAGAGAAGCUCAAGAACCUGGGCUCUGAGACUGGGCGUUACUGGUCUCACAUUGGGUCCGAGUACUUCGAUUUCCUGCAACAUGAGAAUGAUGCUGCCAAUGUGCGUAAGUUAAGUAAAGAGGAUCUGAUUGCUUUCUACCGCCAGUACAUCGACCCUGAAUCAACCACCCGUGCGAAGCUGGCUAUCCACUUGAAUGCACAGAGUGUAUCUGCUGUCCCCGAUGCCAGUCUGAGUGACAAGCGUACCCGUGUUAUAGAGAUGGUCAACAAACAAUUGACUGAAGCUGGUUUCGCUGUCGCCGACGCCCGGCUGGCAACCGCAUUCGAAGAACUCGACAUGACUUUGGUCGACCAUGCACAGGUCACCUACAUUGUUAAGACCUUUUUGGUGACCGAGCUGAACCUGUCCCAGGAGCAACUCAGUUCGGUGAUUGCGAAACUGGACCGUGACAUUGGCAUUGAACUGAAGCAGUUGGGCCUGGAGCCCGAGGUCAAUGGCAAGACCAACGGCACCUCUGCUGCUAAGCAAGAGGCUACUGUCAUAAGCGAUGUGCCUGUUUUCAAGGCCAGCUUGCCUGUGAGCACUGGGCCUGUGCCUGUCUCAGACCUUAGUGAGUUUGAGGAGUUUGAUGCGAAGCUGUGA
Molecule: messenger RNA, 3342 nt
Organism: Penicillium odoratum
Lineage: Eukaryota; Fungi; Ascomycota; Eurotiomycetes; Eurotiales; Aspergillaceae
Exons: 2
Coding region: 1-3342 (1113 amino acids)
Biological process (GO): peptide catabolic process
Cellular component (GO): cytosol; mitochondrion
Molecular function (GO): metal ion binding; metalloendopeptidase activity
Source: RefSeq, a predicted model, not a curated record